AUGGAUCCUAAUGUGAAUAAUACACUUCCAGAAAAUGGGCCAAUAGAUCAACCUUUAGAAGAGGAAAUGUAUUCUUCCUGGGCUUUAUUAAUAUUAACUAUUUUACUUAUUGGUGCCUUAUGGACAAGUUAUUAUUUACAACUCAAGAAGAUCCGUGCCAUUCAUGAAACUGUCAUUUCUAUCAUGGCAGGUAUGAUUGUAGGAUUAAUAAUUAAAUUAUCACCUGGAACCAUUAUACAAGACAUGGUUAAAUUCAAACAAGGAUUCUUUUUCAAUUUAUUAUUGCCACCAAUCAUUCUCAAUUCUGGAUAUGAACUAAAAAGAAGAAAUUUUUUUCUUAAUUUUGGCACAAUUUUAAUAUUCGCAAUGGCAGGCACUUUUAUUGCUGCAAUAGUUACAGGUUUAUUUACUUUCUUAUACGCAUUUUUAAAUCCAGAAGGUAUAAGCAUUUCUUUUCUGGACAGUAUGAUAUUCGGUUCGAUUUUAUCAGCUACAGAUCCAGUUACAAUCUUGGCAAUUUUCAACCAAUUACAUGUGGACCCACAGCUAUAUUCAAUUAUUUCUGGUGAAUCCUUAUUAAAUGAUGCUGUAGCUAUUGUUUUAUCAGAUACACUUCGCAAAUUUCGAGGACAAGAGUUACAUGCUGUAAAUAUUUUUAGAGGAAUUGGAUUAUUUUUAGGCGUAUUUUGGGCUUCAACCUUUAUUGGUGUUUUAGUUGGUAUUUUAGUGGCGUUAAUGUUGAAAUAUUCUCAACUUUAUCGCUUUCCUAGUAUUGAGUCCUGCCUUGUUUUACUUUUUGCAUAUAGUAGCUAUUUCUUUUCAAAUAGCAUACAAAUGUCGGGUAUUGUUACAUUGUUAUUUACAGGAAUUAUACUAAAGCAUUAUGCAUAUGAUAAUCUGUCAUUAAGAAGCAAGAGAGCCACUAAAUUUAUCUUUCAACUUUUAUCUCAACUUUCGGAAAACUUUAUCUUUAUCUACCUUGGUAUUAAUUUAUUCACGCAGGAUAAUCUUGACUAUAAACCACUUUUUAUUCUUUUUACUUUGGCAUUUAUCUGUAUAGCUCGUUACACUUCAGUCUCCCCCUUAUCAAUGAUGAUUAAUGCUGUUUGUAGAGCAUUAGGAAAGCCCGAACAACUACCACGUAAUCAUCAAAUCAUGCUAUUCUGGGCAGGUCUUAGAGGUGCAGUUGCGUUUGCCUUAGCAGCUGGUAUUACAGGUGACAGUGCUCCUGCUAUGCGUACCACUAUCCUUGCUGUCGUAGUAUUGACUGUUUUACUGUUUGGUGGAACAACAGGUCGUAUGCUUCAAAUUUUAGAUAUUAAAACAGGUGUUAUUGAGCCUGAUGAAUCUGAUGAUAGUCAGAUUGAAGAAGAUGAAGGAGAUUAUUUACCUUUGACAAGAAAAAAGAAAUACAUGAAAUUGAAUACAAAUAAUUUGUCACAAGAGAAUUUAUUAAAUAAUAGCGAUGAUAAUAACAAUAAUAAUGACGAUGAUGAUGAUGAUGAUGAAUUAUUAGAAAUAGGGCAACUAUCUCAGCAAAGACGAAAAAGAUUUAGAGAUUAUGAAAAUGAUGUUUCCAUUGGUGGACUCCUUUCCGGCCCCUUAGGAGAGCCUAUACCUGAAGACAGACCUCCACAUUGGUUUGUGUCAUUUGAUGAAAAAUGGCUUAAGCCAUUCUUAACCAAAAAGAAUGUUCAACAACGAAAUCAAACACUAGCAGAAUAUUGGAGAGAAAAACGACGAAAAAUGGAAAGAGCAAAUAAGAGUAUGCUCGAUGGAAUUCGUAACAUGAAUAUAGAUCAGGACAAUGAUGAUGCCUUAACCUUAAAUUCUGUACACACUAGUAAAGGAACACUAUCUAAUCAGCAUUUUUCAAAUAUAUCCAAUAGAGAAACACCUUUAAGGUCUUUCCCUCGAAGGUCUUCUUUUGGACAAGGAGCUUCUUCAUCAAAGCUAGUUGUAGGUUCUGGAAGAGUCUUUGGUCGAUCACCUUCAGACGAAUCAGAGGACGAUUACAAUCAUUCCCAUAUAAACUAA
Molecule: messenger RNA, 2037 nt
Organism: Cokeromyces recurvatus
Lineage: Eukaryota; Fungi; Mucoromycota; Mucoromycetes; Mucorales; Mucoraceae
Product: Sodium/hydrogen exchanger family-domain-containing protein
Exons: 6
Coding region: 1-2037 (678 amino acids)
Biological process (GO): proton transmembrane transport; vacuolar acidification; sodium ion transport
Cellular component (GO): early endosome; late endosome; fungal-type vacuole membrane
Molecular function (GO): sodium:proton antiporter activity
Source: RefSeq, a predicted model, not a curated record